This is a messenger RNA of Schistocerca nitens (vagrant locust), 1761 nucleotides long. RefSeq names its product serine protease ami-like. Gene Ontology annotation, molecular function: serine-type endopeptidase activity. The record is from RefSeq and is a predicted model, not a curated record. The coding region runs from base 47 to 916 and encodes 289 amino acids. Lineage: Eukaryota; Metazoa; Arthropoda; Insecta; Orthoptera; Acrididae. The transcript is spliced from 4 exons. Gene Ontology annotation, biological process: proteolysis.
CCGGCUAGGGAGGCAGGCUGUGGAGUCGUGGCGCCGCACGGCCGACAUGAGUGGCGUGGGCUGGUCGCCACACGCCAGGGUGUUCGGCGGCUUCGUCACCCACGUCGGCCUCUACCCGUUCGCCGCGUACAUCUUCAUCCUGAAGCAGAUCACGACACUGUCGUGCAGCGUCACGAUCGUGGCACCCAAGUGGGUGCUGUCUGCAGCCCACUGUGUCAGGGGCAUGCACUGGCAAGGUAUAAUAUUCGCUGGCGAUGUGGACUUCACGACCGACAGACUCUUCACAAAAUACAACAUCCAGAUACGGAUCGUCAGAGAAACGUUCGACUACACUCCACCAAAGCCCGACGAACUGGUUCACGACAUCGUGGUGGUCGAACUUUGGAGGGAACUCAGAAUUGAAACGGGUUAUGUCACUACCAUUCCCCUGACGGAAAACACAAGGCUACCACCAAAUUUCAAGGAAACAUGCACCAUAGUGGGCUACGGACAGCGUGGAGCAAACCUGAAGCCGAAAACGGGUCUCCAGCGAGCCGCCAGCUUCAUUACCGAACCCGGACCCACGUGUGGCCGGACUGAUGUCAAAGAGAACGGACUGUGCACUCUGGACGUGGAGAAGAAGUCCUCGUGCAAGGGCGACUCUGGGGGUCCCGUCUUCUGCUCUGGCCGCCACGUGCUGAUGGGCAUCAUCACGGGCGGCCGCUUCAAGAACUGCAGCAUGCAGUGGUGCGGCGCGCCGAUGUUGCACAACUACCACAUGUUCGUGGGCUACUACCGCAGUUGGAUACUGCGCAUCAUCCAGCCACAGCCUAGUGGUGGGGAACAGCGCGGGUCUGGCUCCCUCCCACUGCCACCGGUCAGCGCCUCACUGCUGCUUGUGCUCUGCUGCGCAAUACACACGUGUCCAGUUUCUUGAUUUCCUGCAUUUAUUCAUUUUGUACAAACACUUCUAUUAGACACAGUUACUAAACACCCAAGUCAAAACAAAUCCUCUGGAGUAGAUUACAUUCCCUCAAAAUUGUUGAGAACUUUGGAAUAAGCACCCAUGAUAGAACUAUGGUACCUGUAGAGGUGAAAUACCAUUUGAACUCCAGAGGAAUAUAGUAACACCAUUUCCAAAAAUGGCAGGUGCUGACAGGUGUGAAUAUUACUGCAUUAUCAGUUCACUAACUCAUGGUUACAAAAUAUUGACGCAUUAUUUACAGAAGUACAGAAGCGGUGGUACAGCCCUGCCUCUGGAACAUCAGUUUGGUUUCCAGAGAAAUGUAGCAACAUAAAAGUAUAAACUGACCCUAUGACUUAUCCUAGGAGAUAGAUAAAAGAAAUGUAAACCUAAGUGCAUAGUAUUCGUAGAAUUAGAAAAAGCUUUUGACAAUGUUCAGUGAAAUACACUCUUUGAAAUUCUGAAGCUGGCAGGAAUAAUGCAGAAGUGAAAGUUUGUCUACAAACUGUAGAGUUGAAGGAAUUAAAAGCAAGCAGUGGUAGAGGAUGGAGUGCGGCAGAACUACAGUCUAUUUCCAAUGUUAUUCAGUCUGUACACUGAGCAAAGCUGUGAAGGAAACCAAGGAGAAAUUUGAAGAGCGAAUGGAAGUUCAGAGAGAAGAAAUAACAUCCUUGAGGUUUGCCAGUACCAUUGUAGUUUUGUCAAAGUUGGCAAAGUACCUGGAAAAUCACUUGAACAGAAUGAAUAGUGUUGCAUAGAGGUUAGAAGAAGAAUAUCAUUAAAAGUAAAAGGACAGAAUAGACUGUAGAAGGAUUUUA